Spodoptera exigua (beet armyworm) is the source of this 1437-nucleotide messenger RNA. The record is from the annotation of a GenBank genome assembly. Lineage: Eukaryota; Metazoa; Arthropoda; Insecta; Lepidoptera; Noctuidae.
AUGGCGUGCACAGUUUGUAUGAACACUGAGGGGAAAUCUAUGAAAAUGAGGAAAGAGCGCGACACUCUUGGUGAAUUGGAGGUGCCAGAUGACAGACUAUAUGGAGCUCAGACUGUCAGGUCCGUCAUGAACUUCCCCAUUGGAGGCAAAGAGGAGCGAAUGCCGUACCCUGUGAUUGUCGCCUUCGGUAUCCUGAAGAAAGCUGCAGCGAAGGUGAACAUAGAAUAUGGACUUGAUAAGAAACUCGCGGAAGCUAUUAUGCAAGCGUGCGAUGACGUCAUAUCCGGCAAGUUGUACAGAGAGGGCCACUUCCCGCUCGUCAUCUGGCAGACUGGGUCUGGCACACAGUCUAACAUGAACACCAAUGAGGUAGUUGCAAAUCGUGCUAUCCAAAUCUUGGGUGGCAAGUUGGGCAGUAAAAGCCCCGUGCAUCCAAACGACCACGUGAACAAGUCGCAGAGCUCCAAUGACACAUACCCCACAGCCAUGCACAUUGCUGUGGCCAUGGAGCUGAGGGACAGACUCAUGCCUGGACUUGUGGCACUCCGGGAUACUUUGAAAGCAAAAUCCAAGGAGUUCGAAAAGAUCAUCAAGAUUGGAAGGACCCAUUUAAUGGACGCCGUGCCAUUAACAUUAGGCCAGGAGUUCAGCGGGUACGCGGCUCAGUUGACUUUUGGUAUCGAGCGCGUCUGCAGCAUUCUGCCCCGCCUUCAUUACCUAGCCCUGGGCGGCACGGCCGUAGGAACUGGUCUCAACACACGUAUAGGAUUCGCUGAGAAGUGCGCCGCCGAGAUCGCAGCAAUUACUGGUAUCCCCUUCGAAACUGCACCAAACAAGUUCGAGGCGCUAGCUUGUCACGAUACCAUGGUUGAAGUAUCUGGAGCGCUCAACACCGUCGCAUGUUCCUUGAUGAAAAUCGCCAACGACAUUCGUUUCCUGGCAUCCGGUCCUCGAUGCGGUCUGGGUGAACUGAUGCUGCCAGAGAACGAGCCGGGAUCGUCAAUCAUGCCUGGCAAGGUGAACCCAACUCAGUGCGAGGCGUUGACCAUGGUAGCGGCGCAGGUGAUGGGCAACCACGUCGCCUGCACCAUCGGUGGCAGCAAUGGACACUUCGAACUCAACGUCUUCAAGCCUAUGAUUGUCGCCAACGUGCUCAGGUCUAUUAGGCUCAUUGGUGAUGCUUGUCAGGCGUUCAACAAGAAUUGUGCGGUUGGUAUUAAAGCCAAUAAGGAGAGAAUUGAUAAGAUCAUGCACGAGUCUCUCAUGCUGGUCACCGCCCUCAAUCCUCACAUCGGAUACGAUAAGGCCGCUCUAAUAGCGAAAACUGCUCACAAAGAAGGGGGUAAUUUGAAAGACACAGCUGUCAAACUGGGCAUCCUUACACCAGAACAGUUCGAUCAGUGGGUCAAGCCAGAAGAAAUGUUGGGACCAAAAUAA